AAUUCAAUCCGUCACAACCUGUCUCUGCACAGCAAGUUCAUCAGAGUGCAGAAUGAGGGAACAGGGAAGAGUUCCUGGUGGAUGCUCAAUCCUGAAGGAGGAAAGAGGGGCAAAUCUCCUAGGAGGCGAGCAGCAUCCAUGGAUAACAACAGCAAGUUUGCCAAAAGCAGAGGCAGAGCUGCCAAGAAAAAAGCAUCCCUUCAGUCUGGUCAAGAGGGAAAUGGUGACAGCCCUGGAUCGCAGUUCUCGAAGUGGCCUGCAAGCCCCAGCUCUCACAGUAACGAUGACUUUGAUAACUGGAGUACAUUUAGACCUAGAACUAGCUCUAAUGCUAGUACGAUCAGCGGAAGACUUUCUCCUAUUUUGCCAGAGCAAGAUGAUCUUGGAGAUGGGGAUGUGCACUCCAUGGUAUACCCAUCAUCAGCCACCAAAAUGACUUCUACUCUACCCAGCCUUUCAGAGAUGAGUAAUUCUGAGAACAUGGAAAAUCUUUUGGAUAACCUUAAUCUUUUGUCACCUAAUACGUCAAUGACUGUAUCAACCCAGUCUUCAUCUGCUACUCUGAUGCAGCAAACACCAGGUUACUCGUUCGCAUCCUCGACCACGAGUAUUGGUUCACCAAAUCCAGACUACAGAAAAUUUACGUAUGCUCAAGCUAGCAUGAACUCUUUGCCCCAGAUUCCUAUGCAGACUCUUCAAGACAGUAAAUCAAGCUAUGGAUCGAUAAGCCAAUAUAACUGUCCCGCAGGACUUCUGAAGGAGUUACUGACUUCCGAUUCACCGCCGCACAAUGAUAUCUUGGCAUCAGUAGACACUGGUGUUUCCCAGGCUGGUGGCAGGGCGCUGGGCCAAAAUGUGUUGAUGGUUUCUAACUCGGUGAUGCCAACUUAUGGCAGUCAACCACCCCACAGCAAAAUGAUGAACCCUAACGCCCGCCCACACCAAGGACAUAACCAGCCAACACCUGCGGUUAAUGGUCGUGCCUUGUCACACACAGUGAACACCAUGUCACAUACUUCAGGUCUAAAUCGCUUGUCGACAGUGAAGACUUCGUUACAAGUGCCUAUGAGUCACCCGAUGCAGAUGAACGCUAUGAACCCGUACGCCCCUGUUAACAGUUGCAAUGGCUAUGGAAGGGUGGGGAUUGUUUCCCUCCACCAGGAGAAGCUUCCCAGUGACUUAGAUGACAUGUUAAUUGAGCGGUUGGACUGUGACAUGGAGUCGAUUAUCCGUAAUGACCUUAUGGAUGGAGAGACGUUAGAUUUUAACUUUGACAGUGUAUUGCCUAACCAAAGUUUUCAGCACAGUGUAAAGACAACCACACACAGUUGGGUGUCAGGCUAGGAUGUGGUAGGAGGCUUCGGUUAAAUUCUCCAGACUUGUCUGACAGCAGGAACUGAGAAAAGCAGUACAAAGAUGUCCUUCGCCUUCCUUUUUAAUUUUCUUGACGAAGCUGUGUGCAUGCACUAGCUUUUUUGGGGGUCUUUUUUUUUUCCUUUUUUUCUUCCUUUCAUCAGAGUUGGCAGCAGAGAGAGUAUUUUCCUGUACAGGAUGUUUGCCCAAGGUUUGCAGGUUAUGUGCUGCUGUAGAUAAGAACUGUGCCAUUGGAAAUUUCAUUACUCUGAAGUGCCAAAUUCACUACACCAUAUAAUCACAGCAAGGACUCUUACUUACAUCAUGUUGUGCUUUCGGUUUUGUACAGUAUGAUCUAUAGAAGAAUAAUUGUUUUUUAAGACUAUCUGUUUUGGUCCAAGAAAAGUUUAUAAACUUUUGUAAGAAUACUGUGAUGAUCUCAUGCCCUAAGUAAGUUUAACCUUCGUUGAUGUUACCUGUGUUCUGAUGAAUUGUGAUAACUGUGGACUUGCCUUGCAGCAGUACAAACUGCAUUAUUUUACUCAAAAUUUCCACACAUUUCAUAUGGGAACAGAAUAGCCUGUUAAAUAUCCUACUAAACUCACUGACUAUUCAAAGCAAGCAGUAGGUUAAAUGCCAUUUGAUAAGUUACCUGUAUUCAUGUAAAUUUAUGCAAGAAUAUAUCUGGAUUUCAUUGUCAGACUAAUGACUUUAUUGUUGGACUUAAGAUAAUUUUUGGAAUACUUGCCAAGCUAUUUUUCUUAGAAUUAAAGUCUACUUUUGUUACAUAGGCAAUUAAAAAAAAAAUCUGAGAUCUGGCAGCAUUCAUAACCUCUUCAUUUUGUACAGUAUUUUAACUGGAUUAAGUACAUGUUUUUAUAAAUUUCCCUAGCACUUGGGAGUGCUAAUAAAGUAAACGCUUAAUAAGUAUCUUGAAUACAAAACAUUUCUGGCCCUUUUUUUUUGUUGUGUGAUGUAUAAAUAUAGACAAGUUAUGUUUAGGAACUAUUUAAUCAGUUUUAUAUAUGCAUUUUUAGAAAUGUCAUCUGCUUCUACUAUCAUUUUAACUCUGACUACCACAAAGUGUUAAGUAUUCAUUGUUAGAUGCUUGUACAAUGCUUCACAUUUAUAUUUAUUUCAUGGAGGUCUCAUAAUGUUUGUGGACUCAAAAGCAGGACCUUUCGGAAAAAAUCCAUAAUUUUAGAAAAAUUAAUGACAAAAUUGUAAUUUGUCUUAAUUGGCAGUAGUUUUAGGGUCUGUCAGUGUUUCUAUUGUAAUGCAGUAUGUUUGAAGAGGCAAAAAUGCUACUUUUCAGUGGGAGCCUAAAACUUUUGUGGCUCCCCUAUAACAGGACAAAACAUUACUUUUUUUUCAAUAAGAAAGAUAAAGUAAGUGGAAAAAUUAUACAAA
Messenger RNA from Mesitornis unicolor (brown roatelo), 2763 nucleotides. RefSeq names its product forkhead box O1 (gene FOXO1). Gene Ontology annotation, cellular component: nucleus. The transcript is spliced from 2 exons. The annotation marks the transcript as partial. Gene Ontology annotation, biological process: insulin receptor signaling pathway; regulation of transcription by RNA polymerase II. The record is from RefSeq and is a predicted model, not a curated record. NCBI's taxonomy places the organism in Eukaryota, Metazoa, Chordata, Aves, Mesitornithiformes, Mesitornithidae. Gene Ontology annotation, molecular function: DNA-binding transcription factor activity, RNA polymerase II-specific; RNA polymerase II cis-regulatory region sequence-specific DNA binding.